CUGCUCCCCUGUCACGUGACAGAGGUGAUGGUUACUUUGCGGCUGGUGAUGUGACAAGGCAAACCGAACCCGCUGCUCCUAGCACUGGUUAGCAGGUUUGUUGACUUUCGCAAUCCUUCUUUCCUCCGUAAAAUCACAGCAGUGACACGAAAAUGGACAAUAGCGGGAAAGAAAAGGAAGCAAUGGCUUUAGUGGCUGAGGCUGAAAAGAAAAUGAAGUCAUCGCAGUCGUUUUUCGGAGCGCUGUUUGGGGGUUCCUCCAAGAUGGAAGAGGCCUGUGACAUGUAUGUGAGGGCAGCCAACAUGUACAAAAUGGCCAAAAAUUGGUGUGCUGCAGGAAAUGCUUUUACCCAAGCUGCUCGCCUUCACCUCCAGAUGCAGAGCAAACACGAUGCAGCGACUAACUACAUAGAUGCUGGAAACGCCUUCAAAAAAGCAGAUCCACAGGAGGCCAUAAACUGCCUAAACCGAGCUAUUGAGAUAUACACUGAUAUGGGGCGCUUCACCAUUGCAGCCAAGCAUCACAUCACCAUUGCUGAAAUAUAUGAGACAGAGCUGGUGGACAUCGACAAGGCCAUUGCUCAUUAUGAACAGGCAGCAGAUUAUUACAAAGGUGAAGAAUCCACCAGUUCAGCAAACAAGUGCCUUUUGAAAGUAGCGACCUAUGCAGCUCAGCUGGAGCAGUACCCAAAAGCGAUUGAGAUCUAUGAACAGGUUGGAACCCAUGCAAUGGACAGUACGCUCCUGAAAUACAGUGCCAAGGAUCACUUCUUCAAGGCAGCGCUCUGUCAUUUCUGUGUAGACAUGCUGAAUGCAAAACUUGCUGUGCAGAAGUACGAAGAAAUGUUUCCGGCCUUUUCAGACUCUCGAGAAUGCAAGCUGAUGAAGAAACUUCUAGAUGCCUAUGAAGAACAGAAUGUGGAAGCCUAUACCGACUCGGUGAAGGAAUACGACACCAUUUCACGGUUGGACCAGUGGCUCACCACUAUGCUUCUCCGCAUCAAGAAAACCAUACAGGACGAUGAGAGUGACCUUCGCUGACUUCCCUCCGUGCUCAUCCUCAAGCCCUCAACAACAGACUUGCGUUCUUCUUUUUGCCUUGAGCUUCUCACUUCCACUCUAGCAGCGAUCUUAAUGUUUUGACCAUUAGCCCUUAUAUUCCUUCACAAAUGGAAUGUGUUUCUUUCCUACCCUCUGCAAUAUUUUCUUCUUGCCUUUUUAAUCUGCUCAUCUCAAUGCUCCAAAAAUGGUCUUUAUAGGUAUGAACACUAUUUUCCUGAGUGCCCACUGCACACAGUAUGUUAGUUGUAUAUUGUUUUGAUACAGGUAUUGGCCUAACAUUCGUUAAAAUAUUCGUAAUGGGCUGCAAUACCAAAUACUCAUACCAGCAUACUUAUAUGAUAAAGGUUUUAUGUGAUUUUUCUUGUAAUAAAAUGGAUGAGAUGCCAAUUUACUAACAUUUCGAUUUACAAAAUAUAUUUUCCAGAAUUUAAAUAAGCUUAACUGACCAAAAAGUCGAUAUAGAUUAAAGCACACACACUGGUUUUUGGUACUUUGGAGUGCUCCAGUAUACUGUAGGUCAUAUCAGGGCACCUCUCACUAAACAGCACUUCAUCUCAGCUGCAGAGCUCCUCUCCAAGCAGAGAGGCCAAGAGUUUCUGAGGUUAUUCCACGGCAAAUACCCCCUCUGCCUUAAACUGGGAAGUUCUCAGGAUGUGAACAGCUAGAUUUGAUGAAAAAAAAAAUUGUCAUGCUUUUAGAAAAGUUAGCAAUUCUUUUGCUAAUUGAUUUUUUUUUAAGUGCUUUUAUUUGCAAAAGAAGGUCAUCAUCUUUGUGAACAUUUGCAUGGUUUGGUAUGGAUGAGAAAACUAGAGCAGCCGUUUUCCACUGUAUAGGAGUUAUUUCUCAAGUGUUUUUUGUGAUUGUCUGAUUUGUAUUCUUUUUCUGUCAUAACUAACCAGGCUGAAAAAAAAAAGGCCUGCACGAGAUGCAAUACAUGGAAGAAAAAGGAGCUUUACUGAUCUGAACACUGUGCUCAUGUACCAUCCCAAUGACGUUGUCAAAAGACAAUUGGUCUUAAAUAAUAUAAUAAUAUUAUAAAUAAUUUGUUCGUCAGUGAUGUUUCCUGUCAAAUGUUUGAAUAAACCUGUCGCAGACGCACAGAA
Siniperca chuatsi (mandarin fish) is the source of this 2164-nucleotide messenger RNA. It is a transcript of the gene napab, whose product is annotated as N-ethylmaleimide-sensitive factor attachment protein, alpha b. The coding region runs from base 153 to 1040 and encodes 295 amino acids. The record is from RefSeq and is a predicted model, not a curated record. Gene Ontology annotation, molecular function: soluble NSF attachment protein activity; syntaxin binding. Lineage: Eukaryota; Metazoa; Chordata; Actinopteri; Centrarchiformes; Sinipercidae. Gene Ontology annotation, biological process: regulation of synaptic vesicle priming; synaptic transmission, glutamatergic; SNARE complex disassembly. Gene Ontology annotation, cellular component: vacuolar membrane; terminal bouton; synaptobrevin 2-SNAP-25-syntaxin-1a complex. The transcript has 11 exons.